AUGGCGCUUCAAAUGAACAUUGAAGGAUUUAAGGUCAGUGACGGCUGGCUAAGAAACUUCAAGAAGUGCUUUGAUCUCAGUUUUAAAAAACUUUGCGACGAAAGUGCAGCUGUUGACCUGAGCGUCGUUGCGAACUACCGCUCUGAAAAGCUACAGUCCCUUUUACAGGAGUACUCGCCAGAUGAUACUUUCAACUGUGACGAGACCGGACUUUUUUUUAAGCUGAUGCCAGAAAAGACUCUUGCCUUUGCUGGCGACCCUUGCCAUGGUGGCAAACACAUGGAAGUCUACUCGGUCGAUUUGCUUGGAGCACUCAGCAUGCUCGCCGAUGAGUGGAAGUCGAUCCCAUCAACAACACUGCACAACUGUUUCCGCCACGCGGGAUUUGUGUUGAAUGGCGAGUCGGCCGCCUUGGACGAGGACAGCGUCGUCGAGCAGGUGUCUGGAAGUGAGCAGCUCAUCGACGACCUUCGCACUGCAGGCGUCGAGAUUCCCUCAAAUGUCUCGUUUUCCGAGUUUGCCCGUGUGGACAGCGAGUUGGAACUGUGCGCUGGCCUCACAGAUGAAGAAAUUAUUUGCCAAGUGCUUGCGGAGUCUUAG
Dermacentor silvarum is the source of this 600-nucleotide messenger RNA. RefSeq lists its product as uncharacterized. The transcript has 2 exons. Bases 1 to 600 code for a protein of 199 amino acids. NCBI's taxonomy places the organism in Eukaryota, Metazoa, Arthropoda, Arachnida, Ixodida, Ixodidae. The record is from RefSeq and is a predicted model, not a curated record.